GAGAGGCCUUCCGGUUCCUCUCGCAGAUCAGCUGACUCUGAUGCUGCUGUCAGGAGACCUCACGAACUGUAUUGAAUGGCAACUAUGAAAAUUAUCAAGCCAUAGAAACACUACAAACAGCUAUAUUUUAACUGGCAACGGCCACAUUUUAAUACACAGUUUUCUCUAGCUGCACCAGUGCUGUAAUCAUGACAGAGUUUUGGCUGAUCUCUGCACCUGGAGAGAAGACCUGCCAGCAAACAUGGGACAAAAUGAUGGCAGCCACCACACGGACCAACAACCUCUCCACCAACCACAAGUUCAGCAUACCAGACCUCAAGGUCGGGACAUUAGAUGUCUUGGUCGGACUGUCGGAUGAACUGGCCAAAUUAGAUUCCUUUGUCGAAAGUGUGGUGAAGAAGGUAGCUCAGUACAUGGCCGACGUGCUGGAGGACAGUCGAGACAAAGUACAGGAGAACCUGCUGGCCAAUGGAGUUGAUCUCGUCACCUACAUCACAAGAUUUCAGUGGGACAUGGCAAAAUAUCCCAUCAAACAGUCACUUAAAAACAUCUCUGAAAUCAUCUCAAAGCAAGUAACCCAGAUCGACAAUGACCUGAAGACAAGAGCGUCAGCCUAUAACAACCUGAAGGGAAACCUGCAGAACUUAGAGAGGAAGAAUGCGGGGAGUCUGCUGACCAGGAGCCUGGCUGACAUUGUCAAGAAGGAAGACUUUGUGCUCGACUCAGAGUACCUCAUCACUCUGCUGGUAGUUGUACCAAAGACGGGGUACACCGACUGGCAGAAAACAUAUGAAACACUCGCUGAGAUGGUGGUGCCUCGAUCCACAAAUCUGCUAUUUGAAGACAACGACAGUGGCCUGUUUAGUGUCACUCUAUUUAGGAAAGCCAUUGAUGACUUCAAACACAAAGCCAGAGAGAACAAGUUCACAGUCAGAGACUUUCAGUACAAUGAAGAGGAGAUGAAGGCAGACAAAGAGGAGAUGACGCGACUCUCCACAGAUAAGAAGAAGCAGUUUGGUCCACUUGUUCGAUGGCUGAAAGUGAACUUCAGUGAAGCCUUCAUCGCCUGGAUCCACAUUAAAGCACUAAGGGUCUUUGUGGAAUCUGUUUUAAGAUAUGGGCUGCCAGUGAACUUUCAGGCCAUGCUGCUGCAGCCAAGCAAGAAGACCAUGAAGAAGCUGAGGGAGGUGCUCAAUGAUCUGUACAAACAUCUGGACAGCAGUGCAGCAGCUAUCAUUGAUUCUGCGAUGGACAUCCCAGGCUUGAACCUGAGCCAGCAGGAGUAUUAUCCUUAUGUCUACUACAAGAUCGACUGCAACCUGUUGGACUUCAAAGUUUAACACUUUUCCUAUUUUGUCUUUAUGUUGAGUGUUGAUUAAGUUAUGUUUUUCCGGGUACAAACCUCCCCCUCCUCCUCCCCCUCCUCCCCCUCCUCCCACCGUCCCAGCUGUCUCUCUCCUCGCUGUUGCCUCUCAACAUCAGCUGCUUGAAUGACAACGCUGCAUGUUCAUUCCUUGUGGUGGAAAGGCUCAUCAACAAGCUUCUACCACUUUUACAACCAAGGGACAAAAAAAAGAAAAAGACUUUUAAAUUUUGUUUUUGUUUACAGUUUAUUUUUCUUCACAAGCCACACAAAUAAUUGAUUUUUUGAUGUGAAAAUUAAUUAAGAAAUCAAACUAAAGAGCUGUGUAUUUACUGUGUCAUUCCACAUGUGGUGGUGUGUAUUGAUAGCUACAUCUUCUGUAUCGGUGUUCGGAGAUUUGUGUUUACGUAUGGGCAGUUUUAUCAUUGUUCCCAUGGCAACCAGAUCUGUAUGUCUCUGAGAUUGUGGGUCACCCCCUGCGGACAUUGUGAAACAAAGAUGUUAUAUGAGUGUGUGUUGUUUCAUGUUGUGUAUAUUUUCUGUCAAAAAGAGAUCUAUAUCUGAGUAUUGUGUAAGCCAUUGAUUGAAUAAAUAUGAUUGA
Seriola dumerili (greater amberjack) is the source of this 1964-nucleotide messenger RNA. RefSeq names its product ATPase H+ transporting V1 subunit C1 (gene atp6v1c1a). Gene Ontology annotation, cellular component: vacuolar proton-transporting V-type ATPase, V1 domain; lysosomal membrane. The record is from RefSeq and is a predicted model, not a curated record. The transcript is spliced from 13 exons. Gene Ontology annotation, molecular function: proton-transporting ATPase activity, rotational mechanism. The coding region runs from base 189 to 1340 and encodes 383 amino acids. Lineage: Eukaryota; Metazoa; Chordata; Actinopteri; Carangiformes; Carangidae. Gene Ontology annotation, biological process: proton transmembrane transport.